GCGCGCCUCCUUUUCUCGCCCGCCGCUGUUAAGAUGGCGGCGUCCGUGUCGCUGCAGGUGGAGUUUGGAGGUGGUGCAGAACUCUUGUUUGAUGGUGUCAAAAAGCAUCAGGUGACUUUGCCCUGUCAACCAGAGCCUUGGGAUAUCAGAAACCUGCUGAAGUGGAUCAAACAGAAUCUGUUGAAAGAGCGACCAGAAUUAUUUAUGCAAGGAGAAUCUGUGAGGCCAGGAAUUCUGGUGCUCAUCAACGAUGCAGACUGGGAACUAAUGGGUGAGCUGGAUUAUAAACUCCAGGACCAGGAUAAUGUGCUGUUCAUCUCGACGUUGCAUGGUGGGUAAACUCAUGAAAAAAACAAGAGGAUGUAAAUCCAGAUCCCUGGGCAAAAAAAAUGCAAACAAGAAAGUAAACCCAGCCAAACCUCUGCUGAACUGCCUGUGCCUGGUCUCUGCACCUCCCCACCAUGUUCACUUGUUACUAAGUGGUCCAAAUAAAGCCUCUCCAACACGUGGCCUGCUGUCCACUACAAUAAAUCCAUCUUUGGUCCUUAUUUCACCUCUCCUGACUGCGCUUCCAGGUACCCUAUCGAGCAGAGUGCACCUGCAGUGUUGUGGGACUUUGUUUUUCCAUGACAGGAGAAGGAGAAGUGCUGCAGCUGGAGUAGGAUGGUGUGUCUUUGUAGGCAGUGAUGCAUUCUGGGUGGGUUGUGACUGUUUGUGGGGCAAGGCUGGGAUUUCCAGCUGCCUUGGUGCUGAGAACUGGGAUUCUUUUAAUACAAUGCUUGGUGUUGAUACAGUCUGUGCACCAACCAUGGGAAGACCUGAAGUGCAAGGAAAUAAAAGGUUUCUUCACUAGCUUUUCUGAGAGGCAGCAAACAUUACAACUUCAGAGCUCUGUUGUGACUUUCCACUUGCCAUGACACAUAUUUAUGGGAAGUGGGAGAGAACUAGGCUUUUUUGAGGUUGUUUUUCUGAUGCUUUAUGCCUCUUACCUGAGCUGAGGCAGGAUGAGCCCAUGAACAAUGCAAAUUUUAUGACUGUUUGGAGGAGAAACAAACGUGUGUCUGGCCUGAGACAGCACGGAACAAGGGCAGCAAACUCAGUUUCUGUUGCGAUGGACUGAAGGGAUCAACCAGCACUGUAUUCUGUGCAGGUGAG
This is a messenger RNA of Dryobates pubescens (Downy woodpecker), 1155 nucleotides long. RefSeq names its product ubiquitin related modifier 1 (gene URM1). Gene Ontology annotation, molecular function: protein tag activity. The transcript has 5 exons. Gene Ontology annotation, cellular component: nucleus; cytoplasm. NCBI's taxonomy places the organism in Eukaryota, Metazoa, Chordata, Aves, Piciformes, Picidae. Gene Ontology annotation, biological process: tRNA thio-modification; protein urmylation. Bases 34 to 339 code for a protein of 101 amino acids. The record is from RefSeq and is a predicted model, not a curated record.